AUGCCUCGAGCCUCGUCCAACCCCAAAUCUUUUGAGCAAGUCUUGCUCGAUAAGAUAUCCCUAGACGAUGAAAAAUGGGAAUUCCAGGUUGAACGGCUACCUACUGCCGAAGCAGCAAACAAAUUGAAACUCAUCAAAAUGGUCACCCUUUCGACAAAGAACUCUCAGCAUCGGCUCGAUCUCCGCUACGGGCCUGUGGACAUGAAUCGUGCUAUCCAAGAUGUGCCUCUGGAUCGAUAUCUUGUGGUAUCGCUCGCUGAAUUUCGCCCCCUCAAAGGCGCCGGCCCUUCAGCUUCAUCAGAGGGAGCUGUAGAUAAGGUGAUACAGCCGACAACUUUUAGAGAAUGCUCAGACUAUGCCGUCAGAUUACUUCGCGCUGGAAUUACUAUACAAGGAGUCCACUACAACUUUUACGGCCACAGCAAUAGCCAACUCAAGUCUCGAACCUGCUAUCUCUGCGCAGCCUCCAAAGAGCAGAUCGCGCAGAAAGUGGAAGCGUUAGGCGACUUUACAAAGAUGAAGACGGUAGCCAAAAAGGCAAAGCGAAUUGGCUUACUGUUUUCAGUUGCUCGUGCAGCGAUGCAAGUCGAUCCGAAAAAGGUCGAAGACAUCCCAGAUAUCGAAGUGGGAGACUUUAUCUUUACGGAUGGCUGUGGGCUGAUUGCACCGGGACUUGCUAGCCAGCUGUCGAGGCGUAUCAAGAUCGCAUUUCGCAACAUGAGAUACACGCCUUCUGUCUUUCAGAUACGAUAUCGUGGAUAUAAAGGGGUUGUGACGCUGGACCCGACUAUGGCAAAGGGGGGACCGUGGCUCAAAAUGAGAAAAUCAAUGAAAAAGUUCAGCGGAGGCGAUGACCUGUCCUUUUCGCCGUAUGUGUUUGGCAAUCUCAACGACGAGGUGAUUGUACUCCUCGAUGCUUUAGGUAUCAGCCGACAAACUCUCCUUCGCAAACAGCAAGAGCACUUCGACUUUCUUGCUAAAGCAUACAAAGACCCGCGAGUUGCUUUUAGAAUUCUCUGCCAUUUGAACAUGCCAGAGGUUGCCGAGCGGGUGAUUAUUGAUUCGUUGGACGCCGUACGGCCAAAAAUCAACAAACUAAUCAACGCUGAAUACGACAAGAUGCUGAACAAGCGCGACGAACAAAAGUGUCGUAUUCUAAUCCCAAAAUCAAGGCUCUUGUUUGGCGUUUGCGAUGCCUGGGGAGUCUUGAAACCGGGCCAAUGUGCCGUCAAAGUCACCAUGGAUGGGGAUGGGCAGCCUUAUGCGUUGAAAGGCAUGAAAGUAUUGGUAACGAGGAACCCUUGCUUACACCCAGGCGAUCUUCAAAAGCUCGAUGUUGUAGAGCGGCCUGAACUUGCACACUUGGUUGACUGCAUUGUCUUCCCUACAACAGGACGACGGCCAACGGCGGACAUGAUGUCGGGAGGCGAUCUAGACGGCGACACCUUUUUCGUGACAUGGGAUCCAGAUAUUAUCCCAUCGACUAUAUCCCAAGCGGCGCACUACCCAGGAGUCCGCGAACCUCUGAGAUUUUCGCCAAUAACAGAUGAUGACCGCUUACUCUACUUUGCGAAAUAUACAAAUGCGUCGCUAGGUCGUGUCAAGAAUCUCUAUCUAAAGUGGGCGAGGGCCUCAAAUGCUAUGAGUUCCGAGUGCCAGGAACUCAAUCGGCUAUUCUCCCAGUGCGUGGACGGCAAUCGUAUCAAAGACGAUCAACUCAAGAAAUUCGAAAAGCCUCCAGAACCAGGCGCAGAAGCGCCCCCUUUCGUUCUUGACGAGCUUCACGAAGCAGCCAAGGACAUCAUCGUAAAGCAAAAGAACAUGGCCCGGAGUCACAUGGAUAACAUGGAAGGGUAUACAUUUGACGGCAUUCAGCUGUUGCUGUGUAGAGAUAAUGUUGCCAUUUCUGAGGCUGAAUUAAUCAGGAUGGCUGUGAGAUGGUGUAGGAGAACAAACACCUCUUUCUACCAUUUGAUGCACAUGUUUGACCUUAAUUCUCUAAAUUCAGAAGACAAGGCAUGGGUAUUGGCUCAAGUGCCCACCUACAGUGAUGCUCCGAGCCUAGUUCUCAAUGCACUCAGCUCCUCAAGCUUGGUCACCGAGGCAGAGCUGAAGCAUUUCCAUCUCGACUAUCCAGGCCUUCAUUGGAAACGAGUCUACACAUCCGAGCAAGAUCGGCUAGCCACCUUUCUAGAAGCAGCAAGCAGAAAUCUCGAGCUGUUUCACAAAAAACUCAUCGUCUUCCGUCCCGAUGAGCGACUGACGUUGGCAAUGUACGUGCCGCAAAAGAUCACGCCGGCAGAUGACUUUGUGGUGGGCAACAGGGUUAGGCUGUUUGCUUUUCCGCAUUCUCAGGGGAGAGAGAAGCAAAGCCGGCUUUCUCUGCCGACGAAGAAGGAGUACCGCCUCUUUUGCGAUGAGAACAGAUUCCAGCUUUUUGAUGGAAGUGUGAGGAAUACGUGGGUGUAUAUUGGUCGUGGAGGAUCGAAUGACAGUAGUUAUCGCAAUGCGGCUCGAGAACAAGACCGCCGGAGGGCAAGACAGGAGACGCUUGAGAAUGGAACCAAUUUUGACUACAGAGCAAGUGUUGCGCUGGACAAGUUUAGUAGGAAUCUGCAGAGCCAUAUUGGGAGGUUACAGAGACAGGGCAUCUUGGCCGCGGAGAUCUACAUUAUUAGCAACAGGGACGUCAGUUCAAUGCGCAAUCUGGAUCUAUGGGAGGAUUAUAUUGGCACAGAGCAAAUCUUGCCCCUAUUCCCACGCGAACCCAAAGAAUACGACAUCCCAAAGCUCCAGGAGAUAGAUUGGUCCCUUGGCGCACAGCCCCCUCUUGUGGUCGAAGUUGUAAAGAAAAGGAAUCUGUCUGCCCUCCAAGACGUGUUGGAUCCGGCGACUUUGCAGCAACUAUUCAUCUGGCUGGUGGAACAUGAGCAGAGAGGACUGCUUACACGCUGCUUCGAACACUUGAUUGCGAGCAUCAAGAGCGACAAAGUGAUGGCCCCAGAGGAUACUCUGCGUACCAUGACCAACUCCUUGCAGAUAAUACCCUACGUCUCAGUUACGUUCGCGAAUUUGGGCCCAUGGAGAGAAUUGCCAGAAGAACUAAAUGUUGUGUUGCAGAAUAGCAGCCACAUUCUACUCCGCAGCAUUAUCUUGUCCGAGGCCGAAUUUGGGGAUCUUGUGUUGACUCCUUUUCACACUAUCUUGGACAAUGUAGACUGGCUUUCGCUGGAUUGGUUUUCCGACCUCGUCGAGUUGAUUGCGCUUACAGUUCAUUCGUCGAGCACAGCGCUGGAUCUUCUCCUCGAAGGCCUUGAUAGAAAUAGUUCAAGGCUGUUGACUGGUCGACCGGCCAUUAUUCAAAAUUUCGUUCAUAACAUAAUUGGCAUUGCGGUAGAGCACAUUGGGACGGUGCAAGAGGAAGCGAAAACGAGAGACGAGCUUCUGAAUAUCCGAAUUGCCAGCGACAAGAAAGAAACAGACACGAACACAGAUCAACCAGGAACUCUAGUCGAAGUGUCUUUCAGAAUCGAUGCCAUUGGCGGCACGCCGAUAUCCAAUACCCAUGUGCGACUUAUAACAGCCAGUCCACCUUUAAGCUCGAUAUCAGACAGGGUUUACUCAAUGGACGGACUGGUUGUCGAGAGCAGGUCAGGGUUUGCCAAAAUACGCUGCUUUCAUCCGCCGCCGUCUUACGUUGAAAAGUCCUCUUGGGUGUUGGAAGAAUGCGGCUUGUUCGUGACUGCAAAGACGAUGCUCGAUGCCGUGCGUGAUCUUGCGAGAUUUGAAUACGCUUGCUGUGGAGUGCUUGAUCAAAUCAUUGGGAUUCAGCCUCAAGCCAAUGCCAGCACACCAGCCAUUACUGAGAAUGCAACCCAUGAGGCAAUACCAGUUUCAACUCUAUCUGCAGCAGAGGCAUCGUUAAACCCAAGCCAAAAGGCCGCAGUAGAAGCAGCACAAAGUAACAAGCUCGUUUGUCUUUGGGGCCCGCCCGGCACUGGCAAGACGCAAACCAUUGUUGCAAUCAUCAGAAGGUUGCAGAGAGAUCCCAAUAUCGGCAAGAUACUAGUCACUGCCCCAACUCACAAUGCUGUGGACAAUGUCAUGAGGCGAUAUCUCGGUCGAAUUAGCCAGGAAGGUCUCUUGCAAAGCCCAAAGAUGGCUCCCCUGCGCGUGGCCACGGAAGUCAGAAAGGUCGGCGAGGAUCUACGAAAGUACACAUGCGAUGCAUUGGCCGGUCAGGAAGUAUACUCUAGCCAUGCUGCCAUGCGUCAGGCAAAGCAGCGUGUCAAGGCUGCUGAGAUCAUCUUCACCACCUGCAUCGGUGCUGGAUUAGGCCUGCUGAGAGAUCAGGUAUUCGACACAGUGAUUGUCGAUGAAGCGUCACAGCAGACAGAACCUGCAUCACUUGUGCCGCUGGCCAAGGGGUGCCAAAAGGCAAUUCUCGUGGGUGACCAUGUUCAACUGCGGCCAACCGUGCAGAAUAUCGCGUUGGCGCUCGAUUUCGACGUCUCGCUAUUUGAAAGGCUAUAUACCCGAGAUGGAACUACACCUAACAUGGUCAGGGUGAUGUUGGACACACAGUAUCGAAUGCAUCCAUCCAUAUGCAGCUUCAUCUCGAAGGAGUUUUAUGAGUCAAAGCUGUUGUCUGGGCUUAGGGAUCAAGACAGGCCGAUGCCGCUUUCAUCAUUUCCCUGGCCCGCCUCACCGGCUACAAGUGACGUAACUCACGUUCCUCGGAUGAUCUUUGUCGAGUGCUCUGGAAGAGAGGAUUUAGGUCACAAGUCCAAAUCAAAUAAAGAGCAGGUAGACCUGUGCCUCUCGAUUUGCAAACUCCUACGCACGGCUAGAACUACCAAUAACACAUCCAUCGCCGUGUUGACGCCAUAUUCACGACAAUCUGAACUGCUCCAACGAGCGCUGUCGGGAAUUCAAAACAUCGAAAUUUCUAGCAUUGACGGCUUCCAGGGACGCGAAGCUGACAUUGUUAUCUUCGUCACUGUUCGCUGCAACGAGAGCCGAGAGAUUGGGUUUCUCAAAGACCUGCGUAGGAUGAACGUGGCUCUCACCAGGGCCAAGUAUGGAAUGAUUGUUGUGGGAAACAAGGCGACGCUGACGGGUGGGAGGGAGGAGGAAGAGAGUACGGGGAUGUGGAGGAGGUUUAUGGACCAGCUCUCCAGUGUUGUUCUUUCUUAA
This is a messenger RNA of Trichoderma virens Gv29-8, 5196 nucleotides long. RefSeq lists its product as uncharacterized. The record is from RefSeq and is a predicted model, not a curated record. Gene Ontology annotation, biological process: siRNA processing. The transcript has 4 exons. Gene Ontology annotation, molecular function: helicase activity; ATP hydrolysis activity; RNA-directed RNA polymerase activity. Gene Ontology annotation, cellular component: nuclear RNA-directed RNA polymerase complex. The coding region runs from base 1 to 5196 and encodes 1731 amino acids. Lineage: Eukaryota; Fungi; Ascomycota; Sordariomycetes; Hypocreales; Hypocreaceae.